UGCUCAUCGUCUCGCACGAUGCCAGCGCAAUGCGGCAGCGGCGAGUUCUUUUCGCAACUUCGCACACCGCGUCGUCAAGCACUCUGACUCGCUUGUCGAUGCAUCACUGCGCUUGUAAUGGUAUUGGCCAGAAACCGUCGGGCAUCAAAUACCUCCAGCACAAUCGAUCCCCUACUCUUGCUCUAUUGGGCCAUCUUUCGUCGCUUAUGGGUCCAGCCCGUCUGUGCCAACUGAAGCUGGUAGAAGCUGAUGGGUCUCGUCAGGUUUCCAACCAGGUGCACAGGAAGAGCGUGCGCAAGGGUAUCCAAUUCACGGCUAUGGUCGUCGGUGGGUCUCGUCCUUUGUCCACGCAGCAGCUGCGUGUGGCUACAACAUCGACCGCGAAAGCUUCUAGUCAAGGUGUCGUCAUUCUAUGCCGCAGUACUCACGACCAAUGCUGCCGAUAGCCAUCUAGAGCAGGUCUAAUACGGUAUGUGUGGAGACCGAGCAGUGACGCAGGUGAAUGUUCGUAACGGGUCGGAAAGACAACCACGCUGGGCCCUCCUUGUCAUGUUGCGUGACAGCGCUAAGCUACCGCUUACUCGUUCGUCGAUAAUGCAGCGUGACCACGCUUUGCUACCCAUCCUCUGUUUCCAAGCAGUUGGGAAGACGUUCGGAACGCAACUGAGCUCAUAACUAUUUCAAAAUGAUUAGAAAAUCAAUUUUGCAGAGGGGACAAGCCUGGUUCACAUGGACAUAUUCUGCGGUGGUUUGCCGAUACAUAGCCAUUGAACAUUGUAUUAUCUUAUGCUGGC
Messenger RNA from Laetiporus sulphureus 93-53, 794 nucleotides. RefSeq lists its product as uncharacterized. Lineage: Eukaryota; Fungi; Basidiomycota; Agaricomycetes; Polyporales; Laetiporaceae. The coding region runs from base 30 to 446 and encodes 138 amino acids. The record is from RefSeq and is a predicted model, not a curated record. The transcript has 2 exons.